GGGGUGGGGGUUACGGCGGGCUUGAACGACUGCCACGGGCGGUACGGGAAGCGGUAAACGUCCCCACCCACCGCGCCUUUCGCUUACCGUCUCUGACACCCACUCAGGGCUUUGCCAGCUUUCAUGACUCUCUUCCAGUUCUGUGAAAAGGCUGCCACUUCUCUUCCGUGCUUGUUUCUGAAAAGCUGGAAAACAUUAACUGAGAGUGCAGGUAAAGCUGCAGCUUCGCUUCCGGGGGCCCUCAACAGACUGCAGAAUUGGGGACUUGUGGUAAAAUAUAAUGAGGUCCUUCCUGUGUUGGAAACCCCCAAUCCUUCAGACAUCUUCGGUCUUCCCCUCUGCAUGCUGCAAGAGGGUGUGGAACACUGAAUUCCCUUGAGCCUCUAAGCAGGUUCUGGCAGAAUUCCGUAGCUGGGGUAGUGGGCUGCUGAAAGGUCCCUCUGCGGCCCUCCAGGGCUGAGCGAGCAGUCCUGCAGGCCGGUGUGCCUCUGCUAGUUCAGUGAGAUCCUGGUUCUUCCUUUGUCAGAAAGGAAAACGGCAGUUGCUCCUAGAAUCAGCCCGUGCCCUACUAUUCUGGCCCAGGUUUGUGGGCUGUGGAAUGAGCCCUGUGUUCUGCAACUCUCUUGCGAUGGUUCUCUACUGCCAGACAGUGACUUUCAUCCCCAGUGUGUUUUAUAAGAGAGCACUGAGGGGUUAUUCAUGCAAAGCCACAGGAUCACAUGGGCAAAUGUAGAAGCUGCUGUUUAUCAAAGCUGAACAUCCUACCUAUAUGAGUAGCUGAAACAAGACAGCCUAGAGGAAAGACUGGCACAGUGAGAAUUCUUUGAACCAUGGGUGGAAAACUUUCACUGUUCCGGAAAACACCUAACCAAAAGGAGAGUGAAGGCAAACUGAUCUUACCCAGUCAACUGGAUGCUGAAGAUGAAAUCACCAAUUAUGCUAGUAUCAAUGACUCUGCUACAUCCUGUGUGGGCAUUGCACAUCAAAGCUAUGUCAAUUGUCCAACAUGUCAAGGAACAGGAAGGAUCCCUGGGGAGCAAGAGAAGCAGCUGGUGGCUCUGAUACCGUAUGGUGACCAGAGGCUGAAGCCUAGACGAACGAAACUCUAUGUAUGUCUUGCCGUGAUGAUCUGCCUGCUGACAACAUCUCUCAGUAUUUUCUUCCUGUUUCCUCGCUCCAUUACUGUGCUGCCUGCAGGGCUGAAUGCCUCCUCCAUCAGCUUUGAUGCCACCACCACCAGUAUAUACCUUAACAUGACGAACGUGCUGAAUGUAACUAAUAACAACUUCUACCUGGUCACUGUUGUGCAGCUAGACAUAGAGGUUUUGCACCAGUCUCUAGUAGUAGGGAGGACCACCAUGAAAACCCUGCUGAAUAUGAGCCCUUUGCAGAGCAGCCAGAUCUUUUAUUUGGUGGCCAGUAGGAUACUGGAUGACAACACCUAUAACAUUUGCACAUGGAAAAAAGUCAAAGUUCACAAUGUUCUGCUGCAUAUACAGGGUACCCUGACCUGCACAUGCCUGUGUCAUUCAGAGCAGCUGGCUUUUGAAGACUACCAGUAUGUGGACUGCCGGGAGAAUGCCACAUUACCUCGCCCAUUGUACCAUCACCUGCCAUGACAGGGCCAGGUUGGCAGAGCUUGUGGGUGUAGCAUGUUCCACCACAAAGGCAAGUCAGGGAUACAAACUUCUGGGACCUGUUCUCAAUAUAUGCCUUAAACAGGAGGCUCAGUGUUUCCUGGAUAAGACUUCCAUCCCUCAUGCAAAGAUACUUGACCUUAUGAAUGUGGACUCUGCGGUCCUGAGAUUGCAGCUUUAUUUUUUCAGUGCCUUAUCAAGUGACCAGUGCAUGGGGUGUCUCUGCGUGGCUGAUCGGAUUGGGCCACACACUGUGUUUCACUGCUGCUUUGGAGGCAGUGCCUUAUUAGUCAGACUAAAUCUAGUUGUUUCCUUCUUGCAUAAUUUUGCAAUUCUGUCCUGAAUUUAAGUAUUUCAUACCUUCAAAAAGGACACCUAUGAUUAGAGUUUUUGGCUGGAUUGCAUCUGCAUCACCAGAAUCUAAUGACACUUGUACAACCUGCACAACAAGAGCAAGAAACAGGAUUGAUGUCUCUAUCUGAGUCUUUAGAAAAACUACUGCAUGUCAUACCAAAAUACCUUGUGAGUGACUGUUGGGUGACUGCUGUUUUAGGCUGUCUGGUAUGGCAGGUGAGAAUAUGCGGUUUUGUAUAUAUGUGUUUUUAAAACAAGCUCAUCCACUAGCUGUUCUUUAACAGCAUCCAUUUCAGUGAGAAGAAAAUGUAUUUUGUAUCAUGAAUCAAAAAUAUUGCUUUCCCACCAGUGGUGUUUGGUGGCCAGCACAUGCCGUUUGUUGUAUUGUUUUAUUGUAUACUGUGGCAUUUAAUUAUUUCAACUCGAACAAGCAUGAGAGUUAAUCUCUGACUGGAAAAGCCUAGUUUGUAAAAAUAUCAGUAAACAGUUGUUUUUGGGGGUGUGGUGCAUUUUUUUUGGUCUAAAGCUGCAAAACUACCCAGCAGACUUUAUAGGAGAGAAAGCCCCGACUGCCUUUUCUUCUCCCAGGGCUGGCAGUUGUAUCCCUCCAAACAAUGGAGGGGUUAAAUGCUAUUCCUUAGGUUCUAGUUUAGAUGCUGCCUGAUGCAUUCUAGAUGGUUACUCACCAGUUCAGUAUUUUCCUCCAUCUGUCGCGCUGAAGGAUAGAACCAAACCAUCAGAAUAGUUGAAGACUAUUGAAGAAAGUCUCUGAUCCCGUCUUCAAAAUAUGCUUCCUAAACCAGUACCUCUUACACAGCUGUUGCAGUAUUGCUCCUCACUAACAUCCAUUAAGAUCAACACUGAAAUCGUAACUAGUUAGCUUCCCCCUGAAGCAGGGAUGAAGCUCCAUGUCCCAUUCUGAAAUCCUCACUGCUUGUCACAUCCCUACACUGCUUUUUGUAUUUGCUGUAUUGUUGAUUCUGCUAUGUACUCUACCUCCCUUGCUGUUGAGUUUCCAGAUGUGCUUUUAUACUGCCCUUGUCAGUUCACAAAUAAAGGGCCUUGUGCAACCAGGGA
Molecule: messenger RNA, 3068 nt
Organism: Tyto alba (common barn owl)
Lineage: Eukaryota; Metazoa; Chordata; Aves; Strigiformes; Tytonidae
Gene: TMEM106A
Product: transmembrane protein 106A
Exons: 8
Coding region: 831-1619 (262 amino acids)
Source: RefSeq, a predicted model, not a curated record